AUGGGGACUCUCCUCCCAAAUAAUGACAACUGGCACGGCGUCAUGACUCAAAUCUGGACCUCAACCAGCCUGGAAAUAAAGCAGUACCUGCCAGCCCCGUUGAAGGCCCAGACCUUGGCCGAGUAUAUGCAGAGAGUGGACGAAGUCCGACCUCUUCUACGAUCUGCAGCUUGUGAGAAGUACCCUCGUAUCAUGCAGAAACCCUUCAACAUUCUGCAAGACCUCAGCGACGUCCCUCAGCCUAGCUAUGACGACAACCAGUCCUACUACCCCGAAUACCGCAAGCACAAGUCCAAGCACCGUCAUCGCGAUGACCGGUACCGCCGUGACGACCGCUACCGUAGUGAAGGCCGCUAUAGCCGUAAAGACAAGUACAGGGAUAAAGAGAAAGAGUAUGAGAAGGAUGAGGUUCGUGAGAAGGACCGCUACCGCGACAGGGAGCGUGGUAAGGACCAAGACAAGGACCGGGACCGCAAGCGCGAUCACCGGCACCAUGACGACGACCGAAGAAAGCGGUAUAAAGACAGAGCGCACUUUGCCGACGGCGAGUUCGGAGAAGAUAGUUCUUACGAUUCGGACUCGGAGUCUUCGUCAGAAAGUUCAAUUAAUGAAGAAAAGGAGAUGGAAAAAGCUUUUCUGAUCCUCGACUGA
This is a messenger RNA of Lasiosphaeria miniovina, 651 nucleotides long. RefSeq lists its product as uncharacterized. The transcript has a single exon. Bases 1 to 651 code for a protein of 216 amino acids. Lineage: Eukaryota; Fungi; Ascomycota; Sordariomycetes; Sordariales; Lasiosphaeriaceae. The record is from RefSeq and is a predicted model, not a curated record.